This is a messenger RNA of Myxocyprinus asiaticus (Chinese sucker), 4647 nucleotides long. It is a transcript of the gene ppp4r3a, whose product is annotated as SMEK homolog 1, suppressor of mek1 (Dictyostelium). The transcript has 15 exons. The record is from RefSeq and is a predicted model, not a curated record. The coding region runs from base 916 to 3372 and encodes 818 amino acids. Gene Ontology annotation, molecular function: protein phosphatase activator activity. Gene Ontology annotation, biological process: DNA damage response; protein dephosphorylation. Gene Ontology annotation, cellular component: protein phosphatase 4 complex; nucleoplasm. NCBI's taxonomy places the organism in Eukaryota, Metazoa, Chordata, Actinopteri, Cypriniformes, Catostomidae.
GAAACCCCGUAGCGGCUUUCUGAGGGGACCCAAGAUGGCCGAAUCUUCACAGUGGGGCUAAUAAUUACUUUUCUUCAAAACGCAGCGAUUUUAUGGUGCUUGACGAUCGUGCUGAUCCUUCGUCGUCCCGGAAAGUGAAACAAACGAGUCUGUUCGAAUAGCUGUAUCGAGCAAUGUUUAACUUUGUAUAAAGAGACUGGCUGGUCCCUCCGCGGCCCUCAGCCAGAAUAUGGCGGAAUACUUGGAGAAAAUUUAGCCUAGCUUUUUAUGAACGCGCCGCUUUACACACGUCUCUUCCCGCCUUUUUACUGACCGCACGCGAGUAUUGAUCUAAUAACGCGAUCGGUACGUCUCUAGAAUUCAUACACGUGUGAUUCGAUCAUUUCUGGGUUAAAAAUGACUCGCGCGAAGAGAUAGCCUGCUAGCUGAGGUGCUAGCUAAGCUAACCCCGUUUGACUGAAUUGGUCGCAUCGUUAGCUUAGCAUAGCUAGCUGAAAGUAAGGGUUCACGGCGAAAAAUAAACAUUCUGGUUUCGUGCUUUGGCCGCAUGCUUUUUAACCCAUCUUUCUUCACCUUUAUCCCAUUAAAAGAGUUUCAGUGGUUCGGUUCAAAUAUUUAAUAAAAUUGACCGGGUAUGUUGUGGAGAGUCUCGGCUGCAGACUGCAGCUAGCUGACCAUCUCUCGAGUGGUCAGAAUAAUUAAUCUGGACUGCAUACAUUUACUGUGAUAGAGCCAUAACUACAUAUUGCAUCUGCUUCACAACAGGUUGCUAGUAAAUGCCAUACAUUUCACGGAUCUGUGCGUUCACCGAGCUUGGACUUUGAAGUUCAAGGCAGAUUCUGCUGCAUCUUGCAAAGGCGAGGACGUUGAGAAUUAUUGAAUCAAGGGCAAAACCCUUUCGAGUUGCUUUUAAGGAUGACUGACACUCGUAGACGAGUAAAAGUGUACACUCUGAAUGAGGAUCGACAGUGGGAUGAUCGGGGGACGGGACACGUGUCGUCCGCCUAUGUGGAGAGGCUGAAAGGCAUGUCUCUCCUGGUGCGCGCCGAAAGUGAUGGGUCACUGCUGCUGGAAUCAAAAAUCAAUCCCAAUACCGCCUAUCAGAAACAGCAGGACACAUUAAUAGUAUGGUCUGAGGCUGAAAACUAUGACCUGGCCCUCAGCUUCCAGGAAAAGGCUGGUUGUGAUGAGAUCUGGGAGAAAAUAUGUCAGGUCCAGGGAAAGGACCCAUCAGUAGACAUCACCCAGGAGCUGAUAGAUGAGUCAGAAGAGGAGCGUUUUGAUGACAUGUCCUCACCUGGCCUUGAACUUCCACCUUGUGAGCUCUCCCGGCUGGAGGAGGUGGCUGAACUGGUGGCCUCAUCCUUACCUUCUCCUCUACGGCGGGAAAAACUGGCCCUAGCGCUGGAGAAUGAGGGCUACAUUCGCAAGCUGCUUGAGCUAUUCCGUGUGUGCGAGGACCUGGAAAACCGAGAAGGCUUGCACCACCUCUAUGACAUAAUCAAAGGCAUUUUCCUCCUCAACCGCACAGCGCUCUUUGAAGUCAUGUUCUCUGAAGAAUGCAUCAUGGAUGUGAUUGGGUGUCUGGAGUUCGACCCAUCGCUACCCCAACCUCGGAGGCAUCGAGAGUUCCUGACCACCACAGCACGCUUUAAAGAGGUCAUUCCCAUUUCAGACCCAGAGCUGCGACAGAAGAUUCACCAGACGUACCGGGUGCAGUACAUUCAGGACAUGGUGCUGCCAACCCCCUCUGUGUUUGAAGAGAACAUGCUCUCCACCCUGCACUCCUUCAUCUUCUUCAACAAGGUGGAGAUUGUCGGCAUGCUGCAGGACGAUGAGAAGUUUUUGACUGAGCUUUUUGCACAGCUAACUGAUGAAGCCACAGAUGACGACAAACGGCAUGAAUUGGUGAAUUUCCUUAAGGAGUUUUGUGCGUUUUCCCAAACGUUACAACCACAGAACAGAGAUGCAUUCUUCAAAACGCUUUCCAACAUGGGAAUCCUGCCAGCGUUGGAAGUUAUUCUUGGCAUGGACGAUGUGCAUGUGCGUGGAGCGGCCACUGAUAUAUUUUCCUACCUGGUGGAGUACAAUCCUUCCAUGGUGCGAGAGUUUGUUAUGCAGGAGUCUCAACAGAACGAUGAUGACAUUCUGUUGAUAAAUCUGAUCAUUGAGCAUAUGAUCUGUGACACGGAUCCAGAGUUGGGUGGAGCUGUACAGUUAAUGGGGUUACUCAGGACACUAGUAGACCCAGAGAACAUGCUGGCAACUGCUAAUAAAACAGAGAAGACUGAGUUCUUGAGUUUCUUCUAUAAGCAUUGCAUGCAUGUGCUUUCUGCUCCACUUCUGGCCAACACCACAGAAGAAAAACCCAGCAAAGAUGAUUUCCAGACGUGUCAGCUGCUGGCUUUGAUCGUCGAGCUGCUUACUUUCUGUGUGGAGCAUCACACGUAUCACAUAAAGAACUACAUCAUCAACAAAGACAUCCUUCGCAGAGUGCUGGUUCUCACUGCAUCUCAACACGCUUUCUUAGCCUUAUGUGCUUUGCGUUUCAUGAGGAAAAUUGUUGGUCUGAAGGAUGAGUUUUAUAACCGAUACAUUAUGAGGAACUUCCUGUUUGAGCCAGUGGUCAAAGCUUUCCUCAAUAAUGGAUCCAGAUACAACCUCAUCAACUCCGCUAUCAUAGAGAUGUUUGAGUAUGUCAGAGUGGAGGAUGUGAAGUCCCUGACAGCUCAUAUCAUAGAGAACUACUGGAAGGCCCUGGAGGACGUAGACUAUGUUCAGACGUUUAAAGGACUGAAGCUCCGAUAUGAACAGCAGAGAGAAAGACAGGACAACCCGAAACUUGACAGUAUGCGGUCGAUUCUUAGAAAUCACCGCUUUCGCAGGGAUGCACGAACGCUGGAAGACGAGGAGGAGAUGUGGUUUAACACAGAUGAGGAAGACUUGGAGGAUGGUGAAGCUGUAGUGCCACCCUCAGAUAAGAUGAAGAGCGACGAGGACCUGAUGGAUCCAAUUAGCAAGUUCAUGGAAAGGAAGAAAUUAAAAGAGUCAGAGGAGAAGGAGGUGUUGACAGGAAAGGCAAGCCUCUCAGGACGGCAGAGCCCCAGUUUUAAACUCUCCUUCUCCAGCUCCCCAAAGUCCAGUCUGUCCUCUCCCCCAACCGCAUCCCUCCACCCCGGUUCACCUGGUUCUCCAAGUUCUCCCGGGACAGGAGCCCGGAGUUCCCCCCCAAUGGCAGCUGUCACCACUAAGGGAGGUCUGGUGGGGUUGGUGGACUAUCCCGAUGAUGAUGAAGAGGACGAGGAUGAGGAAGAUGCAGACAGUAAAGAAGAAAGUCCUCCGCUGUCCAAGAAAUCCAAGCUGAGCUCCUAAAGCACUCCCUUCUUCAAUCAGCACAGAAAUGCUCAAAGGGAGCAUUAUCCAGAGACUAUUGCAGUGCUCAGCCUAGAAAACUCAAAACUGAAACUAAAUGAAUGAAUACUCAAAUGAAUGGAUAAAUGAGUGAAUGCUGCCCCCCACAGGAGUCCAUGGGGUGCCAUGUGAGGAACGGAAAAAGGGAGAGCAAGAGAGGGAGAAGUUUCGGUCACAGAAUGAAAAGGUGAAUGUCUCCACGUGGAGUUUGUCCAAGUGCCAAUCUGGGAGAAAGCAAGAAAGACUUGUGAAAUGGACAGAGAGAUUGAAGAAAAGAUCAAACUGGUUUGGACAAAUUAUUAUAAAAAGGAUUGAAUAAAAAAUGAAUUCCGACAAAGCUAAAAGUACUGGGGGGUAAAAAAGACCUCACGCGCACUCACUCACAGACACUCAAAACUGGUGCCCCACUGAGCGUCCCAGGCUUAGACCAGGACACACUGCCCCCCUCUCAGGGAAGGACCUCACAUGACCCAACUGGUCCAGCCAAUCCACCACUCUCCUUUGCUGACUCAAUCUUCAUUUCUUUCUCUCCUUCCUAUAUGCCUUUAUCUGUUGCCCUUUUUCCUCUUGAUUAUUUUUUUUCCUUAAUUGAGUUUCUACGGCCAGACGGGACACUAGGGAGCAAAGGUCUGGGUCGUCAUUGUUUAUGAUGUCACCGUUGUUCUUGUGGCUUAGUGGAAGUACUUCCUCUUUCAAAGCCAGCAGUUCCCUCCUUUUCUUAUUCUGUUCUCCUCUCUCAUUUUUUUAAAUGACAAGAGACCUGCCUUGAAAUGUUCAGGAUGUUUUCAUCCGCACUUGAACAGGUUUUUAAAACCUCGAUGGGGGAGAUAGUUUUACCUUUGUGUUGCCCUUCAAAACUGCAGAUUUUUGGAAAAUUUGUAAGCCCGUCUUGAUUAAAGAUUGAGUGGAACUCUAGAUGUGAUCGAUUUUUGUCAUAUCUUCAAUUUUCUUUUACAACAUUAGUGUACUCUUUGUUGCUCGCUAUAUUUGGGACCAUUAAAAAGAUCUUUGCUGUUGUAGAUCUCUCACGGUUGUGCUGGUUCCCUGUAUAUGUCAACUGUGCUGAUAUUUUGUCCUUGCUACUCUGGUCUCAAUGUCUUUUGAAAUGGAAUUUCGUCACUGAAAUGACGUUUGAUCCUCCUGUCCAGUAAUCUGAAAACAUUCAUGGAGAAUCCUGCCUAUGUUGACAGGGGCCGACUAAACAACCUGCACACAAUUAAAGAUAAUAGUUUUCUA